AUGCUUCUUCUUCCCACAUUUGCACUUGUGCUUGCCGGCUUCUCGUCCGCCGUGCGCAUUGAUCUAAGCCGGGAUGCCAAGGGUGAACCUUCCUUCGAGGCGGAAUUGGAGCACCUUCAUCACAAGUACUACGCUCUUUCAAAGCUCCAUCAUAACAAGACCGGCGAGCACUUGAACGUCAUCAACUUGGACCUUUUUAACAAGCAAAAGCGUGCUCAUGGCAAGACUCAUCUCCGUAAAGCCAAGGCUUGGUCCGGCCACAUUGAAGUUGGCUUUCCACCCCAGAAGACGACUGCUGUGUUCGACACGGGCUCGGCAGACUUGGUCUUCGACAAGUCCGACUACAACCCGAAAAAGUCCCUUACGUCCAAGAAUCUGCAUAAGACCUUUGACUUUGACUACUACGACCGCCAUGUCGAAGGCGAUCUCUACGCGGACAGGGUCGCUAUUGGUGGUGUCAAAGCUUGGAAUGUCGCUGUGGGACAUGGUAAGGAUGACUAUAAUAAGGACGUAUGUGGUGCUACCUUUGGCCUGUCUUUCAGCACUACCACGAGGAGCUUCUUUGACGUGGAGCAGGAUGCGUUCAUUUGGGCCGCAAAGAAGCAGCACCUCAUUCAGUCCAGCACGUAUCAAUUCACGCUUCGUCCCAACGGCAAGGCCAGUCUCAACGUCGGCAAUGUCGACUUUUCCGAGCUGAACAGUCUCAUUCACUGGUCGAACAAGAAUACGGACAAGACGUUCUGGAGGGCUGACGUCAAACUCAAUGGUCACGCUAUCAAGAACGCUAUUCUCGACACCGGUACGAGCAUUAUCACGGGUCCCAACGAAGAAGUCGGCAAAUUCUUGAAAAAGCUGGAUGGUAUCAAGGUUGAGCAGGGUGAUGAUGGUCUUUACCACGGCACCUAUGACUGCAAGAACCCUCCGAGAAUGGAAUUCGAAGUCUUUGGAAAGAAGUUGGUCUUCCCUGAGGCAGCUAUGCAGCAGGGAUAUGUCGGUGACACUUGCACAUUCGCCAUGGUGGGCUCGAAGGUCAUCAAUGACUGGAUCCUAGGAUCGCCCUUCUUCGAGAUUGGCUCGUUCAUCUUGAACUACGACCUCCGCCACAUGGGUGUCGCUCAGUUCACCUAA
This is a messenger RNA of Malassezia restricta, 1128 nucleotides long. RefSeq names its product eukaryotic aspartyl protease. Gene Ontology annotation, biological process: proteolysis. Gene Ontology annotation, molecular function: aspartic-type endopeptidase activity. The transcript has a single exon. Lineage: Eukaryota; Fungi; Basidiomycota; Malasseziomycetes; Malasseziales; Malasseziaceae. Bases 1 to 1128 code for a protein of 375 amino acids. The record is from RefSeq and is a predicted model, not a curated record.